AUGCCUGCGGAGAGAUAUUCAUACAUGAGCAAUGUCUGGAGAGACGGCAUCUUCGACAACAAAGUCCUCUUCUGCACCGGCGGCGCCGGUUCUAUCUGCAGCGCCCAAGUCCGCGCAAUGGUCGCCCUAGGCGCAAACGCCUGCAUCAUCGGCCGCAACGUCGAGAAAACCGAAGCCAUGGCCCGCGACAUCGCAACUGCGCGCCCCGGCGCAAAAGUCCUCGGCAUCGGCGCCAUCGACGUGCGCAAGCCCGAACUCCUCCAGCAAGCCGCCGACCGCUGCGCUAAAGAACUCGGCAGCAUCGACUUCGUAAUCGCAGGCGCCGCCGGCAACUUCCUCGCCUCCAUUGACCAACUCUCUGCAAACGCCAUGAAGAGCGUCAUCGAUAUCGAUGUGCUGGGCAGCUACAACACCGUCAAAGCCACCCUACCGUAUCUCGUCGAGUCCGCGGCUAAACACCGUACAAAUGGUACUACGCAGCCUGCCAAUGGUACCGGCGGCCGUAUCAUCUUCGUGAGCGCGACCCUGCAUUACACAGCGACGCCGCUGCAGGCGCACGUCGGCGUUGCAAAAGCCGGUGUGGAUGCCAUGGCCAUGUCCGUGGCUAUUGAACAAGGACCCAAGGGUAUCACAUCCAACGUUAUUGCCCCAGGCCCUAUUGCGGGGACAGAGGGAAUGGCGCGCUUGGCCAAAGCAGAGGCCAACAAGGCGGAUAGCAAGGCGGCCAAGACGGUGCCUAUCGGGCGAUGGGGCACCGUCAAGGAAAUCGCUGAUGCCACCGUGUUUUUGUUCUCAGAUGCAGGCAACUUUGUAAACGGAGAGACCCUCGUUGUCGAUGGAGGCGCCUGGCAUACCGCUGGCUUCAGCGGCGGCUUCGAGUACCCCGAUUUCCUACUCUCCGGUGCCCCUGUUACCGGUGUUGCCGGAGGGAAAAAGUCAAAGCUGUAG
Messenger RNA from Bipolaris victoriae FI3, 948 nucleotides. RefSeq lists its product as hypothetical. Gene Ontology annotation, molecular function: 2,4-dienoyl-CoA reductase (NADPH) activity. NCBI's taxonomy places the organism in Eukaryota, Fungi, Ascomycota, Dothideomycetes, Pleosporales, Pleosporaceae. The record is from RefSeq and is a predicted model, not a curated record. The transcript has 2 exons. The coding region runs from base 1 to 948 and encodes 315 amino acids. Gene Ontology annotation, biological process: fatty acid catabolic process.